CCGGCUGUACCGGAAACAAACAAUGAAUUCGGAUUUGAACGAUCUUACGUGUCAUUUCCGAAGUGAUUUCUAAAUCUCCUGGAGACUUUGGGUGAACUAACCCUUCUGUGGUCACCCUGCUAACGGUUGCUAACGACAGAAACAUGAAGGCUUUGAUCCUAGUGGGGGGGUACGGGACCCGGCUGCGACCGCUCACCUUGAGCGUCCCCAAACCGCUGGUGGAAUUCUGCAACAAACCCAUCCUGCUGCACCAGGUGGAGGCACUGGUCAAGGCUGGGGUGGACCAUGUGGUUCUGGCGGUGAGCUACAUGUCAGAGCUGCUGGAGAGAGAGAUGAGAGUCCAGGAGCAGAGACUUGGGAUUCGUAUCUCUCUGUCUCAUGAGAGGGAGCCUCUGGGAACUGCGGGCCCCCUGGCGCUGGCUCGGGAGCUGCUGAACAUCGACAACGAGCCGUUCUUCGUCCUCAACUCGGACGUCAUCUGCGAUUUCCCUUUCAAAGACCUGCUGCAGUUCCACCGCAACCACGGCAAGGAGGGAACCAUCGUGGUAACGCGGGUGGAGGAGCCCUCCAAGUACGGCGUGGUGGUGUUUGAGGCCGACAGCGGCAGGAUUCAUCGCUUCGUAGAGAAACCUCAGGUCUUUGUGUCCAACAAGAUCAACGCAGGCAUGUACAUCUUCAAUCCCAGCAUGCUCAGCAGAAUCCAGCUGAGACCAACAUCUAUAGAGAAAGAGAUAUUUCCUGUCAUGGCGGAGGAGGGACAGCUGUACGCCAUGGAGCUGCAGGGUUUCUGGAUGGACAUCGGUCAGCCGAAAGACUUCCUGACAGGGAUGUGCAUGUACCUUCAGUCAGUACGACAGCACGCUCCUGACAGACUACGCACAGGUCCGGGUUUCCUCGGCAACGUUUUGGUGGACCCGACGGCACAGAUUGGGGAGAACUGCACCAUCGGCCCGAACGUCACCAUCGGUGCCGGCGUGGUUGUGGAGGACGGCGUGAGGAUAAAACGCUGCACGGUGCUGAAGGGAGCGCGGGUUCGAUCGCACUCCUGGCUGGAGAGCUGCAUCGUGGGGUGGAGCUCCUCGGUUGGCCAGUGGGUUCGCAUGGAGAAUGUGACGGUGUUGGGUGAGGAUGUGAUCGUGCAAGACGAGCUUUACCUGAACGGUGCCAACGUCCUGCCUCACAAGUCCAUCAACGAGUCGGUCCCAGAGCCACGAAUCAUCAUGUAGCGCCGGAUGGAGCAGGAUCGAACAGGACUGAACAUCCACACUGUGCCAGAGAAAGAGGCGAGAGGAUAGAAGGAGGAAGAGGAGGAGAGAAAAAGGAACAAAAGAGGUUUUUUUUCCCUCGUUUUGUAAUUAAUUUGGACUCAUUUUUAGCCCUGCUUGGCUGCACCAUCCAUCAGUCUGAAACGAUGAGCUUGUGAUCUGUCUAAAAGCAGCCUUACCCGUCAGCAAGGUUUAUGCUUUUGUCAGAGCUGCAGGUAUCAAUCAUCAAACGCUAAUGUCCUGAAUGUGGUGGAUGGCUAAUGUCUCACAUGAACACUGCUUUAAUAGAGAAAAGGCGAGGGAGGCGGUUUGUGUACCUGGACUGGUCGUGUGUCAGGUGGUGGAGGAAUAAUGUGAAGUGUAUUUGUUGGGGGUUGGGGCUUAGAGAGCGAUAUGAACACACUGCUGUUUAAAUUCACUAUGCAUUUACAUUUCCUGGACAGCUACAGAGUAUCAGCGAGCUCAUCUUCUGUAGCAGAGACUGGAAUCGUGACUGAUGACUCUUGAGAUUUGUGUGAUGGCAUUUUAAACAAAAUGCAGUAUUGGUUGAAUGGAUUGAUUUUUGGCCUCUCGGGGUCAGCAGAACUUAACACUGUAAACACAACACCUUAAAAAGUCAUUUGGCGAAUGUUUUAGCUGAUGAAUGUAAUGUGCAGUUAAAGAGGUAUCAAGUAUGUCUCGCUGCCUUGGUAAACUUGAUCUGUUCUCUGUUUUUAUCAUGAAAAUGGUACGCUUCAAUGCCAAACUGGUUACUGCUGAACAACAUGUAGCAGACUUUUUUAUAACAAGCUGCAGUUUAUCAAGUUCGUUUACACGUAUUUGAGCCAGAUGUUCAGGCUGCAUGUGGGAUGUUCUGCUUUGCAGUAAUGUCUUGUUUAGUGUUACUUAAAGAGUACCUUAAUGCUCCCUGAAAAUCUUGUUUGUGCUGACCUCCAGUGGUUAAACUCACUCACCGUGCCACAGUGACGUACAGGUGCACUCCAGGACUGCGUGACAUCACUAUCAGGUGUGAUUACAGGUGCAACAGAAGUGAAACGGCAGCGAAGCAAUGCUUUUCAGCCUGCUGUUAUGUUGCUCUUUAAAGACAGUUUGUAAUGAAAUAUUUCGGAUCCUCUGAUCACCAUCCUGAUGGGAAUGUCCAAAAAAAUCUUUAUCAGACGCUUGAUGAAUAUCAGUCUACAAACUGACAAACCCUGUUCUUUACAAUAUAGUUUGAUGGAUGAAAAAUGGAAAAACGUCUUUUCUCUUCCUAAAUCUUCACUACAGGGGCUAAAAAUCUAAAUUUGAUCCCAGUGGUGGCGCUAGAAUUAAGUUCAUGUCCACUAAAUCAAAAGUAUUUAUCUUGUGUAUCUUUUUGUGUAUUAUGGCCAUUUUUGGACUUUUCAGACUCUGUUGUCAGUCUCAGCUGUACAUCACCUACCUUCCUUUGGCAUAUGGAACAACUGGACGUUAACCUGCUGAUGUUAUCAGGUAACGUUUAGCAUCUUAGCACGUCAUUUUAGUUUAUCUCAAGCCGCGGCUGGUCGGAGGUCGGUCUUAACUUUUAGUAGUAACAUGCCAUGAACUGAACUGUGGGACAAGUGAAAACUUUGACUUGUUAGCAACAUGAAGAUGAAAAUUCACAGGAUCACCAGUCAUUGGGACUCAUCCUCUGGUGAUCAUAAAUUUCGGAACAAAAUUUCAUGGCAAUCCUUCCAAAAAAUUGCAGAGAAAUCUCGCUCUCUCUUUCACUGACUGAGGUGGCCAAAUUGAACAUUUAGCACCGACAUUUUGAACAUGAGGUAUUUAAAUAAAGGGAAGAGUCGGUCGAAGGUCGACCUCACUCCUACUCAAAUGAAUGAGCCCCAGUGUUUGAUUUGUGUCAGCCUUGUUGUAAAAACAUUUUAACGCUCAACAGGGGCAAUAUUAAAUCAACAGACGCCUGGUGGAGUGAAAGAAAACCUCCACAGGUGAGGUGUCCAUUUGACUUGUCCUUACUGACCACAAACACAUGCAGUGAGUGAUGUCAGGUGUCUUUGUCUGUCCAGAUCCGCUGGUCCUUCAUCAGAGUGCAGUGGUUCCAUGUUGUUAUGCAGUUAGUGAUUAACAGUAUUGAGAGUGACGGACGUGUUAAGACUUUGACUGCGUCUGAAUGAAUGAAGUCAAUUCUUGUAAUGAAGUCUUUUUUAAGAGAAUAAUAUAAUCUAGCCGAGCACAUUAA
Scatophagus argus is the source of this 3465-nucleotide messenger RNA. RefSeq names its product GDP-mannose pyrophosphorylase B (gene gmppb). Bases 144 to 1226 code for a protein of 360 amino acids. Gene Ontology annotation, biological process: cell wall mannoprotein biosynthetic process; GDP-mannose biosynthetic process. Gene Ontology annotation, molecular function: GTP binding; mannose-1-phosphate guanylyltransferase (GTP) activity. The record is from RefSeq and is a predicted model, not a curated record. NCBI's taxonomy places the organism in Eukaryota, Metazoa, Chordata, Actinopteri, Scatophagidae. Gene Ontology annotation, cellular component: cytoplasm. The transcript is spliced from 10 exons.